AUGGAGCGCUCUCGGGCCUUCUGCGAGGCUGCCGGCGUGAAGAAGAGCCUCUUCGAUCAGGUGCGGAAGGGCUUAAUUCGAUCGUGUCCAUGCGUUCAUCGCAUUUUCUUCUCAGAUCGUUUUGGCGGAAAGAGGUCUUAAGCCGAACGCACCAUGAAAUAGCAGAAAGGAGGAAAGGGUUCCCUUUCCACUGCUGCCCACUGCAUGAUGCAUGAAUCUAUCUACUGAUACUCUUGUGCUUUUCUUUUGUCCUUGGAGGCAUGAGCCUCGGCGAGCGCAGACCAUCUUCUGACCUAGUUGAGCGCAGAUUUCUUUCCCCUGGGAUCCGGCAUUAUGAACUGCAUUCUAAUUUAUUUCUCUCGAAGGCACAGGCCUUCCGCGUCCUCGUUCUGUGUCUAACCUCUAUUUUCAACCAUCGAAACAGGGAUUCCUGGACGAGCAGUUUCGGCAGCUGGAAGAACUGCAAGAUGAUCUAAGCCCGAAUUUCGUGGAGGAAGUCGUGAAUUCGUUCUUCAGGGACUCCGCCAGACUGAUGGUCAGUGUUGAGCAGACUCUGUGAGUAUUCGCAUGCCGCAUGAUGUUUUUCUUCAUUCCGUGACCGUCUUUCCGAUUCCCGCAAAGGAUAUAAUCGCCCGCAAUCUGUUGCCGCCAGGGAGAACGUUCCUCACAAUCUCACCAGAUUGGACGAACUGAUUUAUCAGCUCAAGGGCAGCUGCUCGAGGUAAGAGAGGCCAAGAGCGCUUUUCUUGAAGUUCAAUUCAAGAAUGUAGUAUUCCUUUCCUUUCCCAGAAAACACUCAACGCGCUAUUUGAAGGAGUUGUGCUCUGCGGCUUCUUCUGCAUCUGGAUAAAUUUCUGGAUGGACGGCGCACGAAGAGUGACUAGCUCGUGCCCAUCUGCAAUUACAUCCCAUGCUGAGUAAUGGGAUGAAAUGGGUCCAGAUUCCACUCACAGAUCGGCUGUGGGACGGAAACCCAGGAAAGAAGGCUACUCAUUUGAAGAUAUUCCGCGAAAAUGCUGGGAAGCAUGACGAUAUUUUCUUCCUUGAUGGCAGCAUCGGAGCGGUGAGGGUGCGAAACGAGUGCUCAAGGUUCAGAGAAUACUACAGCCAGAGAAACGCCCAGGGGUAUCGGCGCUCAUCCCCGUCUCCCCCCUCAUUCACUCUAACAGUGAUGGCGGCUGCUUGUUCUUUCCAUCUGUGAUGUUUCUCAUUUCGUCGUCAUGCAGAUGCCUGGCUUCGUUUCGGAGGAUCAAGAGUGAGCAUGCUGCUCUGAGGCAGAAGCUGGAGGCCUAUUUCCAGGUGCGUUCGUCUCUUUCGAAAAAAAGGUUCCUCGCCGGAGCCAGGAAGACGCCAUUCCAUUCGACUUAGUUCCUUCUCCUGCCGUCGCUCUGCAUCGGAGGUGUCUUUUCUUCCUUCAGAUGCUGCGGUAGGCGGAGCACUCUCGCGAUGGGCACCCCCGCCGACUGAUGAUCCGGACUUGGACGUAGCCAAGCGGCGAAAAAGAGGAAGAAGAAGAAGAAGAAGAUGAGAGAGUUCCCCUGUGGUGUAGUUGCUUGCGUUUAAGAUGGUCUGUAGUUUUUGUGGAUAGUGGUACCAGUUGAUGGAGAUCUGUUGUUACCCUCUACGCUGCUGUUCCUGUGAGCUAUGCCCCCGAGCUUGUGCAUAAUAUUAAUAAUAAUGAUAAUAAUAAAGCAGCUUCCAAAGACUCUUACCGAUCGGAGAAAACACGCAGGAAGCACCCGAAGGAGCAACUGGAAUCCAGAUCCGGAGAGUUUGAUGCUAACCGCGAGGGGAUGGAUGACGGGGGGUCUAGGCUCAAUCCCUACGCCUGCAUCUCCACCAUGCCGUGGGGCUCCCACCGGGGCGUCUGCCGCUGCAUGCCCCAGGAGUAGCAGAACGCCGCCUGCUCUACCUUCCGCCUCCGCCCUGCGGCUCCUUCUCCAUGGAUCCUGCGGGCUCCGAGGAGUGGAGGAAGAACUUCAUGACCGCCUUCCUUGUCGCGUCCAGCACCGUAUGGGGCAUGCGGUUCGAUCGAGAAACCGGCGCCAACGUCGAGCCUCCGAUGCUCUCCCCUGACGAAGGAGUCCUCUCUCGCUCAGCUCAGCUCAGCUCUCCUCGGCCAGCGCGUCUCCUCCUGGUCCAAUUCAGAGACGCCGACGUCUCCUCUCGCGUGCCUCCGACGGCAUGCAUCGUUGAGGACGCGGGUUUUGGGGGGUUCCAGCGGCGAAAAAAGGCUUGUCCUUUCUGGGACUCCCCGGAGAUCUCCGGCAGCUGGUUAUUACGCGACGGUCUUAUAAGGUCGGCGACUCGGUCAACCAGUGGGACCCAGUGGUCGUCCUCCUCCACGUUGGAUCGGCAUCCGGCGAUGGCGGGUUCCCACGUGAGUGCGAGCCGGCGGGCUGGGCCGAUACGUUCUGUCGGCCGAAGCGUCGGGGCCCACGGUCUCUCACCCCUUGCUCCUCCUCGCCUUUUUAUUUGGCAAAUAUUUUUUUAUUAA
Spirodela intermedia is the source of this 2497-nucleotide messenger RNA. The record is from the annotation of a GenBank genome assembly. Lineage: Eukaryota; Viridiplantae; Streptophyta; Magnoliopsida; Alismatales; Araceae.